Felis catus (domestic cat) is the source of this 2157-nucleotide messenger RNA. RefSeq names its product homeobox C5 (gene HOXC5). Gene Ontology annotation, cellular component: nucleus. Gene Ontology annotation, biological process: regulation of transcription by RNA polymerase II; anterior/posterior pattern specification; embryonic skeletal system morphogenesis. Gene Ontology annotation, molecular function: RNA polymerase II cis-regulatory region sequence-specific DNA binding; DNA-binding transcription factor activity, RNA polymerase II-specific. The record is from RefSeq and is a predicted model, not a curated record. The transcript is spliced from 2 exons. The coding region runs from base 582 to 1250 and encodes 222 amino acids. NCBI's taxonomy places the organism in Eukaryota, Metazoa, Chordata, Mammalia, Carnivora, Felidae.
AAGGCUCUGGGGGUGGGGAGGACAGAGAUAUCCGUUAGUUUUUGUAUCCUAAAUGAGGCCUCAUCUUAUCUUAAAAUUAAACACAAUUUAAAAGGCCAUUUCAAGGGUUUGUUGCAGCAACAACCAGCUUCUCCUCUACAGGGUAGAAAAUCCAGCGGUCUGAAGGCGAGCCGAGAAGCCAGGCUGCAAUUCCUCCAAGUAGGCACCAGGUGUCGCUGUGGGCUCGUUGUCCCGGCUACCCCCCAAUUCCAAGAACCAUUUUUUUUCUCCCCCUUCUCUCUCUCUUUCUCUCUCACUCCCUCUCCCCCUUGGUUGGGCUUUGCCAACAUAUCAAGAUGCGUUUCGCCGGCUUCCAUCACUAACCUCCCGGAGGUCAUCAAGCCAAAUUUAUGAGUGGCCGCUCGAGUCACGUGACUCUAUUUAAGGCUCCCUUAUUUGGGAAGAGCGCAUAGGAUAAAGAAAGAGAUAUCUCCACCUAUAAAUUGUGCACUUUGGAGAACAAAAAACCCCUCAACUUCAAAGAGUCACAAAUCACCCUUAAUCAAAAAGGGUGCAGAAAUUUUUUUUGGGCCCUCCCCGCCAUGAGCUCCUACGUAGCCAAUUCAUUCUAUAAGCAGAGCCCCAAUAUCCCUGCCUAUAACAUGCAAACUUGUGGGAACUAUGGAUCGGCCUCAGAGGUGCAGGCAUCCAGGUACUGCUACGGUGGAUUGGACUUAAGCAUCACUUUCCCACCGCCUGCGCCUUCCAACUCUCUCCACGGGGUAGACAUGGCUGCCAACCCCCGGGCUCACCCCGACCGCCCCGCCUGCAGCGCCGCGGCCGCUCCGGGACACGCUCUGGGCAGAGAUGAAGCGGCUCCUCUGAACCCCGGGAUGUACAGUCAGAAGGCGGCUCGCCCAGCGCUGGAGGAGCGAGCUAAGAGCAGUGGGGAGAUCAAAGAGGAGCAGGCGCAGACAGGGCAGCCCGCCGGACUGAGCCAGCCACCGGCCCCGCCACAGAUUUACCCGUGGAUGACCAAACUGCACAUGAGCCACGAGACGGACGGCAAGCGGUCCCGAACCAGUUACACGCGCUACCAGACUCUGGAACUGGAAAAAGAAUUCCACUUUAACCGCUACCUCACUCGCCGCAGGCGCAUAGAGAUCGCCAACAACUUGUGUCUCAACGAGAGACAGAUCAAGAUCUGGUUCCAGAACCGCAGGAUGAAGUGGAAGAAAGAUUCCAAAAUGAAAAGCAAAGAGGCCCUUUAGAGGCAGCGGGGAGGCCCGCAGAUAGCGCCCUGAGCCCGCUUUGGUCCCUGCGCCUUUCCUUUUCGGUUUUCCGCUCUCUAUAUUUUGGGGCAAGGGCGGGGGCUGCAGCACCGGCUCCGGGGCCUCACAGACAAAAGCGCUUUUCCUUGGCAUUCCGCAUCCCCACCGACCCCAGGUUCCCGCGGGGCUGCCCGCGCUGCCCGGACUCCCCUCAGUUCUGCUUAGUACCGAGGGGGCCCAGGGCAAGCUCCGCAGGGGCUCUCCAGAGGGCUGUGGUAUAUCGGCUGGUGCCGAAGGAACCCUGGCCUGGGCCGCCUCUCAGGCUUCCAGCCCCAGAGCGGCCUGCCGGAGUUAAGGUCGGCCUUGCGGGCGCCCCAGGCCCCGCGCCCCGACCCUCCAGCCUCCCCUCUCCUUUGUUCCUGGCUUAGGCUGGACAGGCGGCUGCGGGCUGCGGGCUGGCGAGAGUGGUUGUGCCUGGCGGAGUCCGGCGCCAGACUCGGGGUGCUUCGUUGUAGCGACUAAACUCCUUGUUCGGUUUUUAAAUGAUUUGCAUAUGAAAGGGGGGAAUGACUGUAGGUCCGCCUAGGGUCCCCUCGGUUGCCCUCGGCUCUCCAAACCUUCUCCCCCAUCCCUAAGCCCGGUAACCUCUCCAGCCUGCGCCCUCUGCAUGUCCUCUCAGGUCCUCCCCACCCCACCCCCGCUGCAGACCAUUAGCUAGCUCAACUAUUGGGGUUCCUUGCCACUGGACCCCAGCAAGCAGUCCUAGAGGCUCCUGGCUGCCCAGUAGUCCCUGCCACGACUUUCUGUGCCCUCUUGCCCCCUCGCUGUUGUCCAACUAUUUAUUGACUCCAGGUCUUUCCUGAAACUAUAUUUUGUCAUAUCAAAUAAAGACAAAGAGAGAACAGGA